AUGAACGAGUAUGCAGAAUACGACUGGCGGAUGCACCACAUGCAGAACGAACGGUUGUGCGAUGUGUCCAGGAAGCGCCUCUCGGAUGGAGACAGGCAACGCGCCCUCGACGCACUAAAAGAAACAGUGGACUCCAGUUUGAACCUCGCCCUACGCGAUAAAAGCAGAUGUCAGGACGACAACUUUUUGCGGCGUUUUUUGUACGCGACUAAAUACGACGUCCAACAGAGCUUCGAGUUGCUAGUUCGCUAUCACCAAUACAGGAGGGAGCACCCAGAGUUGUGGGCGCCGGCGGACGGGGGCGUGCUCCGCGCCCUAGCCGACGGCUUACCUGGCGUUCUUGCACAACGCGACCGAAGGGGACGCUGUGUCCUACUUAUGUUCGCCUCAAACUGGACUCCCCACGCUUGUCCGCUCGUAUCCGUCUUCAGGGCUCUGCUCUUAACGCUGGAACGCACGCUCGUGGAAGUACAAAACCAGGCAAAUGGAUAUGUCAUCAUCGUCGACUGGACCGAGUUCACAUUCAAACAAUCGUGUAGUUUACAAGCGAAGACGUUGAAAAUGAUGAUCGACUGCCUGCAAGACUGCAUGCCUGUGCGCUUUAAGAGUAUACACUUCAUCGGGCAACCUUGGUACGUCGAGACCGCGUUGGCCGUCGUGAAACCUUACUUGAAGGCGAAGACGAGAGAGCGGAUAGUGCUUCACGGUAACAAUUUGUCGACCCUGCACGAUUCGUUGCCGCUAGACAUACUUCCAGCGGAGUUGGGAGGUGAAGGCCCUUCCUAUAACUCGGAGCUUUGGCUGCAGCAGUUCUGUCGCUUCGAGAAUAUAGACACGCCGCCGGGGCAAGUGUCUACUGCGGUGUCCAAAGACAAGGAAGUGCCGGCCGCUAAAGUGGACAAAGCGUAUAAAGCGAAAGACAAUGGAAACUUUUCAUUUCACGGGAACGAGAAAAGUGCAAAGUCAGAAUUACUGCGCGAUAAGGAUUGA
Molecule: messenger RNA, 990 nt
Organism: Leptosia nina
Lineage: Eukaryota; Metazoa; Arthropoda; Insecta; Lepidoptera; Pieridae
Source: the annotation of a GenBank genome assembly